Molecule: messenger RNA, 906 nt
Organism: Thyridium curvatum
Lineage: Eukaryota; Fungi; Ascomycota; Sordariomycetes; Thyridiales; Thyridiaceae
Exons: 2
Coding region: 1-906 (301 amino acids)
Source: RefSeq, a predicted model, not a curated record
AUGAUUCGUCUUGAGGUUGUCCACCUGCUUCCGGAACACGAGCAUCCAGAGGUCCUUGCACAGGAACUUGAUCACGUCGAGCGUGUCUGUGAACUUGGGCCUGUCUCUCGAGAAUCUGUGGUUCUCCCAUGUCAGCGCACAUUAUUCCCUCAUGCUACGCACAGAGAAGAGGGAGAGGGAGACAAGAGCACCAGCCAAGACUCACCGCUCAACCAACCCCUGACCAACCCGGUACCCGAGCGCCUCGAGCCGGAAGAACACCGCGUCCCUCUCCUCCUCCUCGUCCAUGCGGCCUACUACCCCACCGCCGCCACCCGCCGCCCUACGCGCCGCCGCAUCUCCCGCGCCCGAGGCCGCCGCCGCCGCCGCCGUCGAGUCCGCGCCGUUGGCCGCCCUGCUACUAGGCUGGCGGCGGUCCUCGGGCGGCGGCGUCGGGAGCUGCUGCGCCCCCGUCCCCGUCCCCGCCGCAGAGUCGGACGCGGCCGCCUGGCCGUCGAGCUCGUUGACGACGCGGUAGGCCAUGGGCACGAGCUCGAUGAGGAGGAGGUCGAGGCACGAGGAGCCGAGGAAGGAGGCCGUCGGGUCCGAGGCGUUGUACGGCGGCAUCACGGCGUCGAACGACAUCUUUUUUCACAGCCAAGUGCAAGCGGGGCAGCUGAAGUCGGUCCCCUUCUUUUUCUGGAAGGGGAGGUGGUCCCCGAUACACACAAGAAGGGCGGAGUGUGUCUUGCUCGCGCGGGCAGACGGGAGGCUGCUGGUGGAUCUUAUGGGCGGUGCCUGGAUUUCUCAGCUGCUUAUCCAGGAGUGUGUGCGUCUGUGCGUGAGGCCAAUGGCGGUUGCGCUCGGAAUUGCAGCGAAGGACAGCGGGCUUUUGACGUGCUCGAUGUUGAGAGUGAUGCGCAAUGA